GGCAGCUGGAGAGUUCGCGCCGUGGGCCAUGCCGACGCAGGCGGGAUCGGGCACCGAGGAGGAACCGGCCCGGAACGGGGAAGCCCAGUGGCGGGAUUUCGUGAAGGUGGUGCACCCCCGUCCCUGGGAGGGCCCGGCGCUGCCGAAGAUGAUGCGAUGGGAAGUCAGCAGGUCUGCCCUGGUCCCUUCCGAAAGCCCGGCCGAUUUCGGCAGCGGGCCGGACGUGAUCGGGCUCCUGCCAGGCCGCAGCAGUGCAACCCCGGAGGUCUCUUGCGGCCAGGAGACGGGAGACAGCGACGAAGCGAGCACGGAGGCCCCGAACAGGGCUGGCAUGGAGGCGCGACGCCAGCGCUUCCGCCUGUUCCGCUACCAGGAGGCCGAGGGCCCGCGGGAGGCUUUCGAGCAGCUGCACGACCUUUGCUGCCAGUGGCUCAUGCCGGAGAGGUGCACGAAGGAGCAGGUCCUGGAGCUGCUCAUCCUGGAGCAGUUUCUCGCUGUCCUUCCCCCGGACAUGCAAAACUGGGUCAGGGAAGCUGUCCCAGAUUCUUGUUACCAAGCGGUAGCCCUCGCCGAGGAAUUCCUGCUAAGGCAGCAAGAGGCCGAGGGUUGGGAGGGACGGCCAUUUGAGACGUCUGCAGAAGCGGCUGUGGGCUUUUCCAAAGCAGAUCAGGUGUACUCGGAGCGCUACAGGGUGGUCAAGCAGGAGCGUGGCCAGGAGGCCAGCGUGCCGGAUGGCAAAGACCUUGCCACUGAGCAUGAUCCAGCAAGAACAGAACUGGAAGUAAGCUCUGUGGAUCCAGAUAAGCCAGAAGACUCUGCAGAAAGGCCAGUGAAAAACUGGGGAAAUCGAUCGGUUGCUGAUUCUUGGAAUGACCUUUCUGAAAUCACAAUCCCACCCCUGGAGAUGAGAAAGAAGAAUGCAAAUGCAGCUCUCAGGACAAGCCAGACCCAGAAACUAGGUCUUCACAGACAUCAGAGAAUCAACACAGGGCCGAACCUGCAUAUUUGCACAGAAUGUGGGCAGAGCUUCACACGGAAAGCCAACCUCUUCCGGCACCAGCAACUCCACACAGGCCAGAAGCUGCACCUGUGUACAAUCUGCGGGAGAAGCUUCACUCGGAGAGAAAAUCUUAUGAGACACCUGAGAAUUCACACAGCAGAUAAUGGGUGGAUGAUUCAGAAUGAGGAGGGGAAACUUCGGGCACCAUUAGAAGGAAUGGAAGUAGCUGAGCUAGAGAACCAAGAUGGCCGGACACGGCAGGAGAGAUGCGAAGCGGAGAACUGGAGGGAUAAAUCCCUGGAAGACGAGGAGGGUUCCUGCUUCGAAAUCGCAAUCCCGCAAAAAGUCUGUGAAGGUUUGAGGAGGAGUACAUGCCCCGUUUGUGGGAAAAGCUUCACUCGUAAAGCGACCCUUAAUAGACAUCAAAGGAUAGUACAUGCAGGCGAGAACCUGUUUACAUGUUCAGAUUGCGGGAACACGUUCAUUGAGCCCUUGUUGGAACACAGAACUGGCAACCCAGAAACUCACCCAAGGAAGGAUUUACAUCAGUGUGCGAAAUGCAAGGAGAAAAAUGCUCUAAACCCAAGUCUCAAUAUCUGUGAAAGCAUCCAUAGAGAAAAGAAACUUUUCAAGUGUUUGGACUGCGACCGAAACUUUAGCUGCCACUCACACCUUCUUAGGCACCAGAGAAUCCACACUGGAGAGAAACCAUAUUUGUGCCUGGCCUGUGGGAAGAGUUUCCGCCAAACAGCGCAUCUUGUUAAGCAUCAGAGGACGCACGGGAAUCAGGCACGCUUUGUCUGGUGAAUGCGACGGAGGAGAAGACUUCUCCUGGACAGUAGACCUUAUUUACAUAUCGGCAGACCCAUGGAGGGAAGAAAGAUGCACUCACAGAUGAUUUAUCCGUCUUUCCAAACUCAACCAAGUGUGUGGAGUACAGUUCCCAGCAUCCUCCAGACAGCUGCUUUGCAUUCAGAAAAUCUUAGGUUCGAUACAGAGUGUAUCCAGCUAAAAGGAUCUGGGUUAAGAAACGCUUCCUUCUGCUCAGGGAAGGGAAUGGGCAACAUUUGCAGAAGAAUCCCCAGUCUCUGGUGGCUGGGUGAAUAACUUAUGCAGGCCAGAUUAGGGCCCAAAGUUUUAGACUGUCCACCAUGUCACAGAAAGCUAGUGUACAUCUAGUUUUUUAAGAGAGUCCCAUGGUGUGUCAAGAAGAAAUCAUUUUGAGGGUGUGUGUUCUGAGUGUGGUAAAUAAUUCCGUGGUCCAGAGGAGCCCAGCAUCGGAAACAUAAACUGGUCACACCGGUUUGCUUCCAGUUAGAGUUUGUCAACUAGAACGUUUAAGGACUAUUUACCUAUGGUGCAAGGAGACAAAAUCCAGGCAAUUAGGAAGCAACGUUUAAAAUUAAUUUUUGCCCCGAUCCUGU
Varanus komodoensis (Komodo dragon) is the source of this 2424-nucleotide messenger RNA. Its product is annotated as zinc finger protein 232-like. NCBI's taxonomy places the organism in Eukaryota, Metazoa, Chordata, Lepidosauria, Squamata, Varanidae. Bases 29 to 1807 code for a protein of 592 amino acids. The transcript is spliced from 4 exons. Gene Ontology annotation, molecular function: DNA-binding transcription factor activity, RNA polymerase II-specific; RNA polymerase II cis-regulatory region sequence-specific DNA binding. Gene Ontology annotation, biological process: regulation of transcription by RNA polymerase II. The record is from RefSeq and is a predicted model, not a curated record.